UUGUUCCCGAAAAGGCUGGUGCUCGAAUGACCCAGAUGAUUGUUUAUGCGAGGAAUGUAUUUACUACGAAUGGGAAGAAAUAUCCCCCCUGCUCCCUGAGAACCCUCCUCUAUGGGAUGAUAACAGUUAUCCCAGUUUUCUUGGAUAUAAUCAUUACUUACAAGAACCUGAGAUUGAUUGUACACGAGAUAAGAUCAUCAUAGUCUAUUCUGCCGUCAAUAACUUCAAAUACAGGCAAAUGAUUCGAUUAACCUGGGGAGCCCAGAAAUAUUUGGAUAUUGUUAACGCGAGUCUUUUCUUCGUGGUGGGCAGAUAUCCCAACCUCAAGAUAGAAACCAGACUAGAGCAGGAGGCUAGGAGGUAUAAGGAUAUUCUCCAAGGAUCUAUCCUAGAGGAUUAUUUCCUGCUUGGUUUAAAAUCCCUGAGUUGGAUUCAUUGGACAAAACAAAAAUGCAGCAAGGUUCCCUGGAUAGUGAAGACAGAUGAUGAUAUGGUGAAUAAUAUUAUAAAAAUGGGAGAUCUAGUGAAUGCUGUUAAACAUCAAAAGAAUACCAUCACGUGCUCGACGAAGACGGAAAAGGUUCUGCGUGAAAAAACUGGAACAAGAAUUGACAAAUGGGUAAUUCCCUUUGAUGAAUGGGACGAGGAAUACUUCCCCACAAACUGCUGGGGAGUUGUUUAUAUAUUCAGUUCUCAUGUCAGAGAUAAACUUCUAGAGGUUUAUGAAAAGAGCAAUGGUGGAAUAUUCCGAAUAGAUGAUGUGUUUAUCACAGGAAUACUUGCUUCUAUGGCAAAUGUGACACACAGGGAUAUCAGUGACGUCAUAUCCUUCUACGAGGGUUGGGAUGAGGACGUUAUGUUGACCGGAAAUGUUUGGUUUGGACAUAUACCCCCAGAUAAUGAAGCAUUGCACAAACGAAGAUAUUGGCUGUGGAAAAGAAUGGAAAAAAAUUUGUAAAUUGAUUUAAACCAAUAUAAUCAAUUUAGUUGAACACACAGAGGCGUAUACAGGGAAAGUCCUCCUAGAACAGAAACCAAAUGUUAAGCCUCCUUCCCUCUUCUCCUAGAACAGAAACCAAAUGUUAAUCCUCCUUCACUCCCCCUCCUAGAACAGUAAACAAUUGCUAAUCCUCCUUCCCUCCCCCUUCUAGAACAGUAACCAAAUGUUAAGCCUCCUUCCCUCCUUCUCCUGGAACAGUAACCAAAUGUCAAUCCUCCUUCCCUCCCUCUCCUAGAACAGUAACCAAAUGAUGAGCCUACUUCCCUCCCCCUACCGACAAAAAUGGAUAAAUUCAUGUCUACGCCUUAUUUAAAAAACACUCAAUAUUUUACAAAGUAUAGACAGUGCACUGAUUAAGUGUGGUGCAAUCAACGCCACAGAAAUUAUCAUAAAAGCAGCCGAUAGCUGAUUCUCUAAAUUUCAAGUUAUGCAUAAUAGUAAAAUAUUAUACAUUUAGACCCUUACAACUGAAGACGAUAAUUAAUAAAUAGUUUGUUCUUAAAAAGCAAAUAGUUUUACCAUUAUAGCUUGAAAGACUGCACAAUUGCUGUGUUUCUUGUUCAUUGGACUAUUUAACAGUCGUCUUCCUACCCACGGUUUUUUUGGUUCCUCUAUAUUCAAAACUUGCUUAAUGCAAGAAAAUUACGCAAAAUUGAAACAAAUUCAAAAAGAUUAGCUAAAAUUUAUUCAAUAUAAUCGGUGUCCUGACCUAGUUAAUCCUUACAUUUUUUCAAAAACAGCUGUUAAAUUAACAACUUUGUAAAGUACAUAUUUGGUGGUUACAUGUGUAGCUAUAUAGCUAAACAUACACGUAUACAGUUUGUAAUUUUAUCAAAUAAAUAAACAUAAGUUUCUCU
Molecule: messenger RNA, 1857 nt
Organism: Eurytemora carolleeae
Lineage: Eukaryota; Metazoa; Arthropoda; Copepoda; Calanoida; Temoridae
Product: beta-1,3-galactosyltransferase 2
Exons: 11
Coding region: 239-958 (239 amino acids)
Cellular component (GO): membrane
Molecular function (GO): hexosyltransferase activity
Source: RefSeq, a predicted model, not a curated record